Molecule: messenger RNA, 2070 nt
Organism: Oikopleura dioica
Lineage: Eukaryota; Metazoa; Chordata; Appendicularia; Copelata; Oikopleuridae
Source: the annotation of a GenBank genome assembly
AUGGACGGAAUCGAAAAAGGCGACUUAGAACACAUGGACUUGGAACCGCCAAUGCCAGAAGAAGAGGAAGACGAAGAAAAUGAAAGCUCAGAGGAAGAGGAAGAAGACGACGAUGAGGAAAUGUCCAGUUCGAAUGGGAAAAACAAAGUCGCGCAAGAAGCAUUUAUUCCUGGAAAACACACGCUCAAAGAAGGCGAAGAAUUGGUCAGAGACGAGAGCGCUUACAAAUUAUACCACGAAUUUCAAACAGGCGCUCCAUGUCUUUCCUUCGACAUCAUUUCCGACGAUGUCAACCGCUCGAACGGCGCCUAUCCAGCUACUACUUUCAUCGUCGCCGGAACGAAUUCGCAAACUGCCCGAGAUCACUUGAUUGUCCUAAAGCUUUCGAACAUGCACGAACAAGAAGAGCCGAUUGACUUGGACGAUGACGAAGAAGAACCUCCUGUAGAUCCAGAAAAACGACCGGUGCUGAGCGCGGCGAUGGUGCGACAUGCAGGCGCGGUGAAUCGCGUCCGUGCAUGGAAUGCAGGCGAUCGCGUGCUCUGUGCAAACUGGUCUGAAAGAGCAGAGGUGCACGUUUGGGAUCUGGCUGAGCAGCUCAAGGCGACGCAUGAUAAGCAUGCAAUGAGCAAUUUCAUCAGUAAUCAUCAGAAAACACUAAAGCCGCUAUUCACCUUCUCGGGCUACCGAGCCGAGGGAUACGCGCUCGACUGGUCGCUAACCAAGCCAGGAAAUUUGCUAACAGGAGAUAACAGUAAAAACAUCCAUCAUUGGGCGCCAAAUGGAACGGAUUGGAAUGUAAAUCAAAGCUCGUUCACUGGACACCAAGCUGCAGUGGAGGAUAUUCAGUGGAGUCCGAUGGAAGCAUCAGUUUUUGCAUCGUGUUCUACAGACAAGUCAAUCAGAAUUUGGGAUAUUCGAGCGAAACCGAAUAACGCGUGCAUGAUAGCAGUGGAAAAUGCUCAUAGUUUAGACGUUAAUGGAAUCAGUUGGAAUCGAAAAGAGCCGUUUAUUGUAUCGGGUGGAGACGACGGAGUUGUCAAAGUUUGGGAUCUGAGGCAGAUUCAGUCCAAAGAGUGCGUCGCUCACUUCAAGCAUCAUUCAGGGCCGAUUACGUCAGUGGAGUGGUGUCCUCAGGACUCAAGCGUGUUCGCCGCGUCGGGAGAAGACAACCAAGUCACACAGUGGGACUUGGCGGUGGAAAAAGAAGGACACAGUGAAGAACCGGAAGUGCCCCCACAGCUACUGUUUGUGCAUCAGGGCCAGCAAGACAUCAAGGAAGUGCAUUGGCAUCCCCAAAUCGAAGGAAUGGAGAUUUUCGCUGACUUUGCUUACCCACCACCACCAAUGCCAACUGCAGUUGCAGCUUCAGUUCCAGCAGUAAAUGCGUAUCACUGCCCACCACCAGCAGUUCCAUCCGACCCGGAAGUCAUCCAAUACGACUAUUCAAAAGCGAGGGAUUACCCAAAGCAUCAAUACCUCUUUCCUUAUUCGACUUACACUCCUAAGAUACCGACAACAAUGAACGUCAAAAACGACGUACAAACAAAGACGGAGCCUGUUUCCACCGUUACAUCACCGAUUUGCCCUCCCAAAAACGACAAGCCAAAACAAGCAUUCCAAUUGCCUCAUCAAGCAGACACGAAUCAUUUAGUAGAGCAGAUUUUGCGCAACGACCACGUCGAUUUGGAAACGCUGAUCGGAAAGAAGACCUCCCGUCGAGGACGAAAACGAAAGUCAUCAGAGGAAGAGGAGCUUCAAACGCUUGAAUGCGAGGCUGAGACGGACGCCUACCGAAAGAAAAGAAUACGGAACAACAUCGCCGUGCGAAAAAGCCGGGAACGCGCAAAACUGAGGACGGAGAACACUCAAAAGAAGCUGAUCGAGCUUCAUUCGGAGACGCAGACGCAGAAGGAGCUCAUCAUUCACAUGCAACAACAGUGCAUCGAGCUCGAGACAAAAGCCUCAAGAGCUGAACGACGGCUGGAGGAAACACUCAAGUUCAACGUAAGAAUGCGCCAGUUCAUCAACAACCUCCCAGCGGAAAUGCAGCCUUGCUUCGCCGUCUGA